AUGGCGAAGAGGAAGAAGCUGAUUCGUAAGCCUAAUAUUCUCACUGAUGAUCGGCCUGAGAUAGUUCAACAGAAGGUUGGGCUCGGACCCAAGGGAGAUGUUGUUGCCAAUCUCAAGCAGGGUAAGGAAGUGCCUAGGUCUGGGUUUGUGCAGGAUGGUUCGAUGGAUCGACGGGGUAAGGACUCCCAGCCUUCUGAGGUGGUGGAUGAUGGAUUGGGUGCCAAGAAGGGCAAUAAACUGGCUCAAGUAGAUGUUGAAGAGGUGAGGAUUCAGUCCGCGAAUUGGAGCUCUGCUGUGGUUUGUAUGGUUCUUGGAGCAAAUCCUCCAAUGGCAGUGUUUGAAGGCUUCAUCAAGAGGGUUUGGGGUCAUCUAGGGAUAGCCCAAAUCUCUAGGAUGACUUUGGGGCUUACUUUGGUGAAGUUCAAUGAUGAAGCAACAAGAUACCAUGUUCUUGAGAGUGGCGUUCUUCAAUUUGAUAGGAAACCCGUCAUUGUGAGGCCAUGGACAGCAGAUCUUAGUGCGAUUUGCGUGAUUCGUUCGAUUCCACUGUGGAUUCAUCUUCAUGACCUUGGUUUGCAAUAUUUGGGGAGUAAGUGUAUCAGUGCUUUGGUUAGCACGAUUGGCAAACCUCUUUUAGUAGAUAAAUUUACCAAGGAGCGUUCUCGUGUUCAGUUUGCGAGGGUGUUGGUAGAGAUGGAAAUUACAGAUAAUCCUCCCCGUAGCUUUCGAUUUAUCAAUGAACAUGGUCAGGUGGUUGAACAAGGAAUAGAGUAUGAGUGGUUACCCACAAAGUGUAAGAGCUGCUCUAGUUUUGGGCAUACCAUGGCAGAGUGUCGAAAGGACCAUAAGGCAGUUUGGGUGGAGAAAAUAGUUCAUUCUAAUGUUGAGAAACCUCUGGAUAAACAAGAUAGUUCAGAGGGAGCUAAGGAAGGGAUUACUGGUGAGGCAACGGAGGGGUCUAAACAUACUGAAGAUCUAGAGACAGGCGAGGGUGAUAUGACUCUAUUAGUGGAGACUAAUUCUGGGCUGGUUAUGGAGCUGAACAAGGAAGUGAAUUGGCAAAUUCCUAGGCGUGUUAUCUCUCAGAGACAGGGUCACGUUGCUGGUAGUACCUCUAAUGUGGCUACUGCGGUUCAAAAACAGAAAAAUCAAUUUGGUGUUUUGCAGGAGCAGGAAAGGGGUAGUAAGUUUGGACAUCCUGAUGUGGAAAAUAGGAGGAGCCUUUGGCGAGACUUAACUCGCAUUUUGCUUUCAGUGAAAGCUUGGAUGGUUCUAAGGGAUUUUAAUGCUCCUUUUUCAGGAGGAGAUAGGUCUGGAGGAAGUCCUAUAACUAGUUCUGAAUUGGUUGAUCCUAUUGAAUGGAAGACUAAUGCUAAAACUGAAGCUAUUAAGAGCAUGGGAUCUUUUUUCACUUGGACAAAUAACCAAGCAGGCUUAGCAAGGAUCUAUUCUAAAAUUGAUCAUGCUUUAAUUAAUGAGGAGUGGCUGGACAUGUUCCCUCAGUGUUUGGCUGUGUUUCAAUGGGAGGUGGUGUCAGAUCAUUGCUCCUGUUUAGUUUCUAACUUCCCUUUGAAGAUUAUGGGGACUAAGUUGUUCAGAUUUUUUAAUUUCUGGUCUAAUCACCCUAAUUUCAACCAAUUGGUUUUGAAGAGCUGGAGAGCCCCUGUUAAUGCUGCUGGUUUAAGGGCAAUCUUUACCAAGUUAAUUCGGCUGAAGCACCAGCUUAAGAAGCUUAAUAGGGACUGUUUUGGAGAUGUUGGUUCUGGUUACCAGUUGGCUCUGGAAGCUUUUCAAACAGCCCAGCUAAAAGCUCAAGAGAAUCCUCAAGACUUUCAGUUGCAAGAGGUGGCCAAGGAUAGAGCUUCCGAGUUUCACUAUCAAGAACAUAUUUAUCAUAGCUUCCUUGUCCAGCGAAGUAAAAUCAACUGGAUUAGGAAAGGAGAUGUGAAUUCAUCUUUCUUUCAUGCCUUCCUGAAGAAGAGGAAAGUUGAUAAUUCCAUAGUAUCUUAUAUAAAUGAGCAUGAUAUGCUGAUAGAUGAUAUUAAGGAGGUGGUGGACCAUUUUGUUGAGCAUUUCAAGAACCAUCUAGGCAGUUUAAGCACGGCUGCAGGGACAGUGAACCUGAACUGUAUAGCUUCAGGCACUAAGCUUUCAGUGGAGCAGCAACUCUAUCUCCUUAAACCUUUCUCUGUUAAGGAAAUAAGAGCUGCUAUGUUUAGUAUCCCAAGUACUAAAUCACCUGGUCCUGAUGGUUAUGGUUCCGGCUUCUUUAAGUCUAUGUGGAAGGAUAUUGGUCAGGAUAUUUGCUCAGCAAUUAUUCAUGGCUUUUCUACUGGUCAGUUUCCUAAGGAGCUUCAUGAAACAACUUUAUCCCUGAUUCCUAAAGUCUCUAAUCCAGCUAGGGCUUCCGAUUACAGACCUAUUGCGUGUUGCUCGACCUUGUAUAAGGACUUAAUUAAGAAUUAUGGUAGAGCUCUUACUUCUCCUCGCUGUGCGAUCAAAAUUGAUCUUAGCAAGGCAUAUGAUACGAUAGAUUGGAGUACUUCGUAUUCUUUAUUGAUUAAUGGUCGGGUUCAAAGUAGUUUCAAGGGGGAAAAAGAUGAUGUAAUUUUUUUUUGCAAAGGCUCAAGUGAGGCUGUUAAUAUUCUUAAGGACUCUCUUAGGAAUUUUAGUAAAGCAACUGGGCUGUCUAUUAAUACCAAGAAGUCUCAGAUCUAUUUUGGAGGGGUUACUGCAGAUGUUAAGACUGAGAUAUUGCAGAUGUCAGUGUUCAUUUUACCUCAAAGCAUAAUAAAGGAGGUUGAGAAGUUGUGUAGACAGUUUCUAUGGGGGGCCUCUGGAACUCGUAGUAAGCUGCAUUUAGCUUCUUGGCAUCAAAUUUGCAUGCCUAAGGCAUAUGGAGGGCUUGGGCUAAGGGAUGGAGCUAGCUUGAAUAGAGCACUUCUGGCCAACAAAACAGUAGCUGGUAUUGGCGUAAACUCUGCCAUCUCAGGAAGAGAUUCAGUGAAGGAGAAGUCUUGGCUGCUGCUGUGGUUUACCAAAUUUGGAGAAAUAGAAACAGAUGCAUUUAUGAUGGUUAUUCUCUAA
Messenger RNA from Humulus lupulus (European hop), 3087 nucleotides. RefSeq lists its product as uncharacterized. The transcript is spliced from 9 exons. NCBI's taxonomy places the organism in Eukaryota, Viridiplantae, Streptophyta, Magnoliopsida, Rosales, Cannabaceae. The coding region runs from base 1 to 3087 and encodes 1028 amino acids. The record is from RefSeq and is a predicted model, not a curated record.